AAGCGGACAUCAUAAUUCGCUAACCCCUUGCUUCGUUAAGCUGCAUUUUAUUUUUAUUCCUGCAUACAAAUACAAGAUAAAGUAAACCGAGGCUGCAUACAUGCUUGCUUUCGCUUUUAAAAACAAGGCAUCUUCUCGGCUGUUUGCGCUGUUGCCCAGGCGCGUGCCGACCCCCUUUGCACGUGAUGGACCGACGACACGCCACAUGACGGUCAUAUGAUAAGAAACGGGACCCGGGACGGACCGAGGGGUCGGAGAUUCCUGUCCUGGGAGGAGAGAGGCAGGAUCCGGGCGCCGGUGCGGGAGGAGGAAGCAUUCUGGGGAUCCUCCUCGUGAGUUAGUUAAUCGGUGUUACUGGGAGACAGUGCACCCUGAGAUACUACUUAUCUGUAUACAACGGCAGGACAGAGUCUGUCAAGUCGCAACAAUGACCACAGAGCGAUUGGAAAGGUACCGAGCAAGAAUCCAGGCAGAACUGGACCAAGUGGUGGCAUACUGGCUGAGACAUUCCCACGACAAAGCCUACGGGUACCAUAUGGAAGCCACAACACCCUCUUAGAGGGUAACUUAAAUGGGUUUUUCACAUGCCUUGCAAAGGACGGAAAGAUUUAUGACGAGCUGAAGUAUGUCUGGCUGCAGGGUAGACAGGUAUGGAUGUACUGUCGCCUGUACAGAACGAUGGACCGGUUUCACUUGCCUGAGAUUCUGGAAGCUGCUAAAUCAGGUGGGGAGUUCCUUCGGCGGUUUGCAUGGGUGCCCUCUGCUGGCAGCAUAGGGAAGUGUGCCUUCUGCCUGACCCGGGACGGACAGCCAGUGAAGGUGCAGAGGACCAUAUUCAGCGAGUGCUUUUAUGUCAUGGCGAUGGACGAGCUAUCCAGAGUUACUGGGGAUGAGGAGAUGCAGGCACAUGCUGAAAGCGUGAUGGACCAGUUGGUGCACUGGGUUCGUGUGGACCCAUCGGGCCUGGGCCGGCCCCGGCUCUCUGGCGACCAGCCUGUCAACAGCAUGGCCGUACCCAUGAUGCUCCUCUGCCUGGUGGAGCAGCUCGGCGAGGGCAGGGCAGGCGUGGCUGAGAAGUACAGUGAAGUUGGUUCCUGGUGCGUCCAGCAGAUCCUCCAGCACGUUCAGAGAGAUGGGAAUGCGAUUCUGGAGAAUGUUUCCACGGAUGGGAAGGAGCUGCCUGGUUGCCAGGGGCGACUGCAGAACCCAGGCCACGCCCUGGAAGCCGGCUGGUUCCUUCUCCAGUAUGCUGCUGGCCGAGGAGACCAGGAGCUGAAGAAGGUGGCAGUGGACAAAUUUCUGGAGUUGUCGUUCAAGGCUGGCUGGGACCCUGAACACAGAGGCCUGUUCUACUUCCUGGACGCAGAUGGACACUGUCCCACACAGCUGGAGUGGAGCAUGAAACUGUGGUGGCCGCACUGCGAGGCGCUCAUUGCCUUCCUCAUGGCCUACAGCCUGACCAAGGAGCCGGGCCUGCUGGACCGGUUCACGCAGGUGUACGACUACACCUUCAGCCACUUUCCUGAUGCGGAGCAUGGAGAGUGGUUUGGGUAUUUGGACCGACGUGGAUCAGUGGAGCUGGAUUUCAAAGGAGGCCCAUUUAAAGGGUUUUUCCACGUCCCACGGUGCCUGUUUCUUUGUGAGAAGCUGCUGGACACUCUCCUUGCUGACUAAGGUGUCACCAGCCCCACUCCGGUGUCCCUCUGCGAUGUGCGGCUGACAGAAAGAGUGUUAGAGCCCUCACAUGCAAGAGCUGAGCAUGGCUGUUCUGCAACGCACAUCAAAGGGCGACAGGAAACGGCUCGACAUUCCUGUGGCUGGCUGGGUAUUUUUAUUGUCACAUGAUUUUUUUUUUUCUUUCAUUUCAAGCUUUGCAAUGUGAAAACUAACCUAUUGAUCCAGGUAUUUACACCUCAGUAUUUUGGGUAAACAUAUCACAGCCUAUUAAAUCAUGGCAUUCACUUAGCAGUUUUCUAAAAUUACCUCAGCAAAAAAAAUUUUUGAAUCUGUCUAUGGAAUAAUUGUUUGUACGUCAUUCACAGGUUGAUUUCAUGCCCUUUUCCAUUUACUGCCAUUUUAGUUUCCUUAAGCUUAGACCUGACAGUAGACUGAUCCAUUUAUGCUGGGUUUGUCGUACAAUCCGGUUUUAAAGGGGAUGGUGAUGUAUGGUUAAAAGGAGACAGACUGAAUGAACUCAACCCUGGUCAGACGUACAAGCUCCAGUCGGCUUCUAGGUCUUAUUGCGGCAUGUAAACAUGCCCCUCAUCGGGCUUCCGAUGAACAGAAUGUGCACUACGCAUCUCGGAAAAGGGAGAUUUUCUGUUUUAAAAAAAAUGUUUACUGUUCCUUUCCCCAACUAAACCGAUAAUUUAAAGUUUGUUUCACCUCUUGCAAAAAACACUUAAUGUGCCAUGUAGUUUUGUUCUGUCUUUGUGCCGUCUUGAAUUCUUUUGACUGCAUAAUCACCAUCAAUGUCAGCUUAGAUUCAAACACAUUUAACACACUGUAACCUAUCAAUUGUUGCUCUUAAUAAAAAUGAAGUAAGGCUA
This is a messenger RNA of Brienomyrus brachyistius, 2549 nucleotides long. RefSeq names its product renin binding protein. Gene Ontology annotation, biological process: N-acetylglucosamine metabolic process; N-acetylmannosamine metabolic process; carbohydrate metabolic process. The transcript has 11 exons. Bases 655 to 1674 code for a protein of 339 amino acids. Lineage: Eukaryota; Metazoa; Chordata; Actinopteri; Osteoglossiformes; Mormyridae. The record is from RefSeq and is a predicted model, not a curated record. Gene Ontology annotation, molecular function: N-acylglucosamine 2-epimerase activity; peptidase inhibitor activity.